UUAUGCCACAGCAGAGGAUCCGGGUCCAUCAAUUACACACCAUGCGACUGCCAGCCUCGUUGUGAGCCCCCAAUUCCCCCAAACCCAACCCCCGCCCUAAACCUAGCCGAUGGCCUCCGCCGACGACCCCGCCGCCCCCAUCGUCUUCCACGAGGACGAGAACCUCCUUGACGACGAUGAAGACGACGACGGCGAGAGCUUCGACCACUACGACGACGAUUCCGCCUCCUCAGCCCCCGUCGCCCCCGAUCGUCCUCCCCCGCCCUUCUCUGCUGCUCAGGUAACCAUCGCCGUCCCCGGCCUCCCCGAUCCCCACCACCAGCCGGAGAUCUCCGUCCCCGCUAAGAAACCCCCUCCCCCACCGCCUGACGAAUCGCGGAAGCUCUUCCAGCGCCUCUGGACCGAUGAGGACGAAAUUGAGCUGCUUCAGGGCUUCCUCGAUUACACCACCCAGCGCUGCGGCCCCCACACCUCCUCCCAGCACCACCACGACACCACCGCCUUCUACGAUCAGAUCAGGAACAAAUUCCAGCUUGAUUUCAAUAAGAACCAGCUUGUCGAGAAGCUGCGUCGCCUCAAAAAGAAGUACCGCAACGUCAUCGGUAAAUUCGGCACUGGCAAGGACCACGCCUUCAAGACCCCCCACGAGCAGGCCACCUUCGAAAUCUCCUCCAAAAUUUGGGGCAACGCCGCCGUCAAUGGCGCUGCUGCCUACCGCGCCGCUCCUGUGCCGAUCGACGACGACGACGACUCCCUCAACAACCCUAAUUUCAAUAAUUUCGUCGAUUGCCAGAGCCCCAACCUAAACGGCAUUGAUAUAAACGCCAAAACUCCGCGCUCCAGGAAGAGGAACCGUGUCGGAGCAGUGAAAUUGGAGGAGAAGCAACACAACGCCACCAACAUCAACAUCAGCAACGCUCAGCCUGUAUCUGCCGUGGCGCCUAUGGCUGCUCCGGUAAUUGGAUUGGGGAUAACAGGGUCGUUAUCAGGCGUGAUAGAAGAGACUGUUAAGAGUUGUUUAUCGCCAAUAUUCAAAGAGCUACUAAGCAAUUCGACGAGCCCUAAUCUGAACAGCAACGGGUCGCCGUGCUGUGGAAAUGGGUUCGGAUUGGGACGAAGCCCGAUACCCUUGUGCUUCGGGACCAGCAUGGGGGGAGAUAAAGAGCGGUGGAGGAAGCAACAAAUACUGGAGCUGGAGGUGUUCUCGAAGCGGCUGGAGCUGGUGCAGGAUGAGAUUAGAGACCAACUGCAGGAGCUUAGGUCCACGGGGAAUUGAUCGAUGCAAGUCUUCCUUGGGGCAGUAAGGGCGGCGGCGUCAAUGUUGUCUUCUACUGUUUACAUGGUGGAUGCGAAAUGUAUACUUGGUUAGUGUAACAGUGUUGGUUGCUUAGCUUAGCCAGAGACUAAUACUUAUAUGAGCAUAGCUCAAAUUUGUGGAGGAGGUAUCAGAUGUAAACGUUAUCUACCUACCGUUAGUUUAUUUAUCUGGAAAACUUGAUGCAAAAAGUAGUUGUAAAUUUUGAUGAAGCAAGCUUUGUUUGCAAAUAAGUUGUGAAUCUUUUAUGUGAAGUUAUGAAUUUCAUAUGCCUUGUUUUUCAAUAA
Molecule: messenger RNA, 1602 nt
Organism: Salvia splendens (bonfire salvia)
Lineage: Eukaryota; Viridiplantae; Streptophyta; Magnoliopsida; Lamiales; Lamiaceae
Product: probable transcription factor At3g04930
Exons: 2
Coding region: 110-1276 (388 amino acids)
Biological process (GO): regulation of DNA-templated transcription
Cellular component (GO): nucleus
Source: RefSeq, a predicted model, not a curated record